Spodoptera littoralis (African cotton leafworm) is the source of this 726-nucleotide messenger RNA. NCBI's taxonomy places the organism in Eukaryota, Metazoa, Arthropoda, Insecta, Lepidoptera, Noctuidae. The record is from the annotation of a GenBank genome assembly.
AUGUGUAAAUUAAAGAUAAUGUCGUGUUUAUUGAUUAUAAUUAUUACUAUAUGCGCCGUAUCUGCUCAAAGUGCGAUUAACUACCAUGACGGCGAUGAUGUAAUGGGGAGAAGGGACAAGGAGAAGAUGAUACUAUUGUCAGAAGAUUUGCUCAAAGAAGCUCUAUUGCGGAUGAGACAGCUUUACGAAAUAAAAAUAGAACACAAAGGUUAUACCCCUUUCCACAUCGGCUUGAUAAUAGGUAAAGUUCGUGAGAAAUUUCUGUACAUGCUGGACUUAUACGAGGAGCUACUGACUAAGAGACAUAAACGAUCGGAGUUGUACCCGCCCGCGGAUAAGGAAUUGAAGCCAAUCCACUACAUCAUCACCUUAGAACUCGUCCAUUACUUAGAACUUGAGAUCGAAAAUCUUCUCCAUGUGCUCGAAGAACAAGCGUUGCCAGGUCUGGCCACAGCAAACCUUCAGAUCGGGGGACCUCCUGACAUGAGGCAGAAGGCAGCAGAGGAGGCUGCAAAACAGAAGAAGGAUUUGAAAAAAAGGAAGCAGGCACAGAAGAAUUCGUUACGACGAUCUGUGAAAGAAGAAAAGGCUAAGAGUAUUCUAAGACAAAAGUACCUGAUGGUGAAACUCGGAAUGCCAUCGAAUAUGACGACAACAAGAAAGCGGUUCUUACACCAAUGGCCUGUGGAGGCAACGUGGAAUUUGGAAAAAUAUAAUUACUAUUAA